This is a messenger RNA of Pungitius pungitius (ninespine stickleback), 1335 nucleotides long. Its product is annotated as microfibril-associated glycoprotein 4-like. NCBI's taxonomy places the organism in Eukaryota, Metazoa, Chordata, Actinopteri, Perciformes, Gasterosteidae. The transcript is spliced from 6 exons. Bases 1 to 1335 code for a protein of 444 amino acids. The record is from RefSeq and is a predicted model, not a curated record.
AUGGUGGACACCGACGUCCAAACGAGGCCGGACAACAGCUUUGACACAAAGUGGGACCUGAACAAAGACUGGACGCCCUCCGACCUGUCCCCUGAAGACGGAGCCAACCCCACCUUGCGGCGGACCAUCGGCGGUUCCUCGGCACAGUGCGGCCAGUACAGCAGCCAGCUGAGCUCCGGGGGCCAGUGCCGCUUGGCGGCCACGCUGCCCCCGGUGGCGGCGGGAGCUUUGCGGCGGCGCUGCCCGGACAUGUUCCGCUGCACCGACGACAUCUCCUUCUGGCUCCACGAGAACCAGAACAGGAAGGAGCAGCUGGAGGAGCUGAGGGAGACCACGUCGGAGCUGACGGAGGAGCUGAGGAGCCACCGCCACCGGGUCAAGUCCCUGGAGGUGCAGGAUGAAGAAGGUCUCUCUUCAGAGCCUCCCCUUGACCGGCGGUUGCACCCUCUGGAGUCGCGUCGCGCCGAGGCCGGCCCGCUGUGCCGCGUGCACGCGACGCUGUUGCGCGAUCUGCAGGCGCAGCUCCGCAACCUCUCGGCCGCCGUCGCGCAGCUUGUGAGCCGCAGCUCGGGCGCAUGCGCCAUCAAAGUGGUCCGAACGCCAACGCUGCUGCUCGCCGUGCGAGACACACGGCCACCAGAUGGACCCCGCUUGUCUUUCUGUCCAUCGGACUGCGCGUCCCUCUAUCACAGUGGCGUUCGUCGUUCCGGUCUUUACACCAUCAUCCCGUCGCCUGGCAACGCCCUGCCCGUCUACUGCGACAUGGAGACCGGGGGCGGAGGCUGGACGGUGUUCCAGCGGCGCCACGGCGGCUCCGUGAGUUUUAACCGCGGUUGGUCAGCGUACCGCGAAGGCUUCGGAGAGCCGCAGGAGGAACACUGGCUGGGGAACCGACAGCUCCACCUGCUGUCCAACCAGGGCCACCACAGCCUCCGAAUCGACCUGCACGACUGGAGCCACGCCCACAGACACGCCCUCUACCACAGCUUCAGGAUAGAGGACGAGGAGGACCAGUACCGCCUCCACGUGUCCGGCUUCAGUGGAACGGUGGCGGACUCGUUCGGCUGGUACCACGACCAGCGCGGCUUCAGCACGCCGGACACCGGCAACAUCUGCGCCGAGAUCAGCCACGCCGGCUGGUGGUUCCACCAGUGCUUCCGCGCCAACCUCAACGGCGUCCACUACGAGGGGGGGCGCUACUCUCGCACAGCUCAGAACCUGCUCGGCCCAGACGGCAUCGUCUGGUUCUCCCUGAAGGACUCAGACUUCUACUCCCUGAAGGCCGUCACCAUGAUGAUGCGACCGAGCGGCUUCAGGCCGCGCUCGUCCCCAUAG